AUGUGUCCUGGUGCCGACACUGAGCCCAAUGGGCAAGCUAACGGUGCCAACGGUACCAAUGGUGCUGAUUUCGCCGGCUACACGGGUAUCGAGACCCGCCAGAACCCUCACCCUUCCGCCUCCCGCAACCCCUACGGCCACAAUGUCGGUGUUACCGACUUCCUGAGCAAUGUCUCCCGCUUCAAGAUCAUUGAGAGCACUCUGCGUGAGGGCGAGCAGUUCGCCAACGCUUUCUUCGACACCGAGAAGAAGAUCGAGAUCGCCAGGGCUCUCGAUGACUUUGGUGUGGACUACAUCGAGCUUACCAGCCCGUGCGCUUCCGAGCAGUCUCGUGCUGACUGCGAGGCCAUUUGCAAGCUUGGUCUGAAGGCCAAGAUUCUUACUCACAUUCGCUGCCACAUGGACGAUGCUCGUGUUGCCGUUGAGACCGGUGUUGACGGAGUCGAUGUCGUCAUUGGCACCUCUUCCUACCUCCGUGAGCACUCUCACGGCAAGGACAUGACCUACAUCAAGAACACCGCUAUCGAAGUUAUCCAGUUUGUCAAGUCCAAGGGCAUUGAGAUCCGUUUCUCCAGCGAGGACUCCUUCCGCUCGGAUCUCGUCGACCUGCUUUCCAUCUACUCUGCCGUCGACAAGGUCGGCGUCCAGCGUGUUGGUAUCGCUGACACCGUCGGUUGCGCUUCCCCUCGUCAAGUCUACGAGCUUGUCCGCGUGCUGCGUGGCGUCGUCGGCUGCGACAUUGAGACUCACUUCCACAACGACACUGGCUGCGCCAUCGCCAACGCCUACUGUGCCCUGGAGGCCGGUGCCACUCACAUUGAUACCUCCGUCCUUGGUAUUGGUGAGCGCAACGGCAUCACCCCCUCGGUGAGCAAGUAUAAGCUGGAGAAGCUCAAGGACAUCGAGGACCUCGUCGCCGAGGCCGUUCAGGUCAACAUCCCCUUCAACAAUUACAUCACCGGUUUCUGUGCCUUCACCCACAAGGCUGGUAUCCACGCCAAGGCCAUCCUCAAUAACCCCAGCACUUAUGAGAUCAUCAACCCUGCCGACUUCGGCAUGACCCGCUACGUCCACUUCGCCUCUCGCCUGACUGGCUGGAACGCGAUCAAGUCGCGUUGCCAGCAGCUCAAGAUCGAUCUUACUGACGCCCAGUGCAAGGAGUGCACUGCCAAGAUCAAGGCUCUGGCCGAUAUCCGCCCCAUUGCCGUCGAUGAUGCCGACUCCAUCAUCCGUGCCUUUGCCCGCAACCUUAAGUCGGGUGAGGACAAGCCUCUGCUGGACCUGACCGCCGAGGAGCAUGCCCAGUUUGUGGCCAAGGAGAAGGAGAUUGCCGUCGAGGCUCAGGAGAAUGGCCUUUCCGCUUAA
Messenger RNA from Penicillium canariense, 1365 nucleotides. RefSeq names its product homocitrate synthase (gene hcsA). The transcript has 6 exons. The coding region runs from base 1 to 1365 and encodes 454 amino acids. Gene Ontology annotation, molecular function: homocitrate synthase activity. NCBI's taxonomy places the organism in Eukaryota, Fungi, Ascomycota, Eurotiomycetes, Eurotiales, Aspergillaceae. The record is from RefSeq and is a predicted model, not a curated record. Gene Ontology annotation, cellular component: mitochondrion.